Salvelinus namaycush (lake trout) is the source of this 1532-nucleotide messenger RNA. Its product is annotated as zinc finger protein 180-like. The record is from RefSeq and is a predicted model, not a curated record. The annotation marks the transcript as partial. Gene Ontology annotation, biological process: negative regulation of transcription by RNA polymerase II; regulation of immune system process; regulation of cytokine production. NCBI's taxonomy places the organism in Eukaryota, Metazoa, Chordata, Actinopteri, Salmoniformes, Salmonidae. The transcript has a single exon.
GGAGAGAAACCUUAUAGCUGUACUCAAUGUGAGAAGAGUUUUACUCAGUCAAGCAGCCUGAUAGUGCACCAGAGAACACACACAGGCCAGAAAAGUUAUAGCUGUACUCAAUGUGGGAAGAGUUUUACUUCAUCUGGCUAUCUGAAGAUACACCAGAGAGCACACACAGGAGAGAAACCAUUUAGUUGUACUCAAUGUGGGAAGAGUUUUACUACAUCUGGAUAUCUGAAGAUACAUCUGAUAACACACACAGGAGAGAAAUCUUAUAGCUGUAAUCAAUGUGGGAAGAGUUUUACUCAGUCAAAGGGCCUGGUAGUACAUCUGAGAACACACACAGGAGAGAAACGAUAUAGCUGUGCUCAAUGUGGGAAGAGUUUUACUCAGUCAGGCAACCUGAAAGCACACCAGAGAACACACACUGGAGAGAAACCUUUUAGCUGUGAUCAAUGUGGGAAGAGUUUUAUCAUAUCUGGCGAUCUGAAGGUACACCAGAGAGCACACACAGGAGAGAAACCAUAUAGCUGUAAUCAAUGUGGGAAGAGUUUUGCGACGUCUCGCUAUCUGAAGAUACACCAGAGAACACACACAGGGGAGAAACCAUAUAGCUGUAAUCGAUGUGGGAAGAGUUUUGCUGCUUCUAGCUAUCUGAAGAUACACCAGAGAACACACACACAGGAGAGAAACGAUGUCUCUGUGCUCAAUGUGGGAAGCGUUUUACUCAAACAGCCUGAUAGCGCACCAGAGAACACACACAGGUGAGAAAUCUCAUAGCUGCGAUCAAUGUGACAAGAUACUCUGAUUAAAGCUCUCUGAUCAAACAUCAGAAAAUACAUACAUGAAGGAGUUGUUUCAUGAUAUCAGUGAAAUAAUAUUACAAUGUAGAUUGUUUUAACAUUGUAGAAGAAGUAUUUUAAUGAAUGUCACAAUGUAGAACCCUAAAUGUUUGCCCCUUGUUCAAUUGAUUUCUGCAUGACUCGGGAAAAAUCCAGGCUCUGAAUUGAAAGAGUACUAUUCAUGAGAUUUAACAAAAAAGAGCUCUAUUACACUUACCGCGUUGGCGACCCACUUUAAUCCCACUUUAAAAAUGUAUCUGGCUGUUUUCUACAAAUUGUCCUCUAACCAGUGAUGUACACAUUAUUCCUAGUUUCCGUGUGGUUUUUGAGCAGUUAGUUUUAACAGGACGUGCAACCUCAUCUCCCUCCUCUCGCACAAUUGAUUUCUACAUGAUUUCGAUGAGUGAUGACAAAUAAGUCUUGCGUUCCUUUGUUUAGCGACCCCUAAAUUUAAAUGCAUCACUCCAGAAUGUAGCUGACUGUAUUCUGCAGGUUGUCCUCUAAUCAGUGAGGUAAAAGAUAUCUCCCAUUUCCAUGUGUUUUUUGUUUUGUUGUGUUAGUUUCAAGAGCAGGUUCAACCUGAUUUUCCCCCAAAUCAAUAUGCGUUGCCAUGGAUCAUAAUUUAUUUUGACUGCAUGUUUUUUUGUAUUGUAGAUGAGUUUUGUUUGGGCUCGUUCCAAGGGAUGAGAGUUCUAGAAG